This is a messenger RNA of Daldinia childiae, 1227 nucleotides long. RefSeq names its product putative transcriptional activator protein. The record is from RefSeq and is a predicted model, not a curated record. Gene Ontology annotation, cellular component: SAGA complex; DUBm complex. The coding region runs from base 1 to 1227 and encodes 408 amino acids. Gene Ontology annotation, molecular function: transcription coactivator activity. Lineage: Eukaryota; Fungi; Ascomycota; Sordariomycetes; Xylariales; Hypoxylaceae. Gene Ontology annotation, biological process: positive regulation of DNA-templated transcription; regulation of transcription by RNA polymerase II. The transcript is spliced from 2 exons.
AUGGCCUCAUUCAAUACCGGCAAGGCUGGAGUUAUUAAAGCUCCAGAAGGUGCCGGGAGGAUGGACCAGCUUGCGCAUGCUGUUCUUGAUGAUCUACUCUACAACAUUGUGCACGAUUUAUUAAUGCAGACGCAUCGAGAGGAAAAGAUCGCUCGCGCCUCAACCGCUGCCAUUCGCGUCGAGAAGCUAGCCGCCGAUACCUCAGAUUCCUCCGCCCCCGACGCUCGGCCAGAUGUCAAGGUCGAAACAGACGCGGCUGUUUACGACGAAGGGAAGGUAUUAUUGAAGGGAAACCCGCUUGCUACCACCAAGGACAUUGUAUGCCCAAGAUGUCACCUCCCUAGAUUAUUAUAUCCUACAGACGGCAAAGGAGCGAGGAAACCCGACCCGAGCAUAAUCUACUGCAAGAAGCACCCGUACAUCGACAAGCCUGGCUACGACAUCUACGGUCAAACAUGGGUUGCACAAGGCCCUGGGAGGGGGAAGAAAAAGAAGGACAUGGAGAAGAAGCUAGAGCAAAACUCGGAUUCUCAGACGCCAGUUCCAGAAGGAGGAACAGGUGGAGGUGCUGCCUCACGGCCCCCAAACAUGCUCUCAUUCCCGUCGGCAACCUGCAGCAAGUGCAAGCGCUGUAUCCUGGUCACCCGAUUAAAUAAUCAUAUGGGUUCAUGUAUUGGGAACAGCGGGCGUAAUGCAAGCCGUGCGGCCGCGCAGAAGAUCAGCAAUGGUAGCAACACGAACGGAAAUGCCGACGGCACCCCUCCAUCUAGUCAAAAGGGCACUCCUCACCCAAGCUCUAGGGCCGGUAGUCCCCAUAAGAAGAGAGACAGUGACGAGAUAGAUGAUGAUGACGACUCAGACAAUGACUCGCACAAGAAGAAGAAAUUGAAGCCCACGCCCGCGAAUGCGGCCAACAAGAAACUAAUUCUUAAGCAGAAGAACGCUUCUAGCAACAAGAAAGAAAAAGUUAAGACGAGCUCCUCACUGAGUGUAGAACAGAAGGUAGACGACGACGAUGCGGAAGGGUCUACUGUAGAGGUUGCCCCUAAAAAAAAGAUAACGAAGGUGCCUAGUCCGGCUAAGAAGCUGAAAUUAGGAGCGUCAAAACCACUAAUAUCAUCACCUAUGUCAAAGAGCAAUGGUAAGACUUCGGCUCCCAACGGUGGAGGAGAUGAUGACCGCGAGUCUGAAAGCUCAGGGACAUUAUCAUCCCCACCGGUUGUAUAG